CCAGCACUACAGGAUGCACAAGCUGUGAUACUUGCUCUUCAGGAUCAUAUAGUUCUGUUCCUGGAUCAUCAGUUUGUGUUCCCUGUUCUCUUGGCUUUUACCAACCAGAUGAAGGUUCUUCAGAGUGUCUGAAAUGUUCUCUAGGAAAAGAGACAUCUGAUAUAGGUCAGAUAGAUUGUGUGGAUUGUCCUAUAGGUCGUUUCAAGAAUGAUAGCAUGACUUUAUGUCACCCUUGUCCUGCAGGUCAAGAAACAAAGGAGGAAGGAAAUUAUAACUGUACAUUGUGUAGUCCAGGAUAUUACAAAGAAGAAGGAGAAAAUGCAUGCUAUCCAUGUGAUAUAGGAACUUACACUCUACUUCAUGGUUCCACUGGCUGUACAUCUUGUCCUUCAGGAUUUUAUUGUCCUUGUAUUCGUUGUGGUCCUAUUCCUUGUCCUGAAGAUGCUGUGUGUCCACAAGGAAGUUAUAAGCCUACAUUUUGCAGUAGUCCCUUCUUUGUUCGUCAAGGUUAUAAAUGUUUUAUGGCUGAUGCUUUGGUGGGAAUUAUCAUUAGUACUACAUUGCUUGUGGUCCUUUCACUGAUUAUAAUUUCAGCUAAAUUGUACAUUAGACGACUAAGGAGGAGAGGUAUGAUUGAAGACGGCUCUCUUGUGCAAGAUACUAGUACAGAACCAGUGUAUACAGGAUUAUGACAUAACUUGGUAAAAGUAUUGUUUGUAAAGAACCCAGUAUUCUGUAUCUGAGCAGCAUUAGCAGAUGUCCUAAGGAGUUUCAUUAAUUUUAAACUGUUUCUUUGCCACAAAUAAGAUUCAAACACGGAGCCAAAAGAAUAGUAUCAAAUCUGUCUCCUUUUUUAGUAUUGUUACACAGAUGUAACUAAGUACAGUUUAGUGAAUUACAUAUUUAUAUAAAUUUAAUGAACAGAAAAAUUUAUAGUAAAAAAAGUAAAAAGAAACAACUUUAAUUAAAUAACAAUUCUAUAAGCAUUCUUCAUGAAUUACUUGGGUGUUAAAGGAUAGUAACAGUAGUCAGUAACCAGUACUUCCUUUUAGUCUUUCUUUUAAAUGUUCCAUUAUUCUACUAAGAAUAUGAAUAUAAAUAUAUGUAUAUAAAGUACUACAUGAAGUUACCAUCAACUAAAAAUGGUUUGCUUUUGUAUAUUUCAUGAACUGUGUUUUUGUUUGUUUGUUUUUCAGAAAAUAUUUCCAAUGAUAAUACAUUUACAACACUAAAACUGCAAAUAUCUAAAAAAUAGUUUUUCAGUGCUAUAUCCUGUUAUUAUUCUUGCAAUUAAGUUUCCCGAGCUUGUUGCAAAUAGUUUUAUCUUUUGUCAAAACCAUUUUGUUGUAUUCUAGAUAUUUUUAUUGUCUGAUUUUGAUUAUAUUUAAUAUAAAGAAUUAAGUUAAAUUUUGAAAGAUGAUGGGCUCCUCUUCUAUUACUGAUGAUUAUUUCUGAUUGGUUGAACAGGAAGUUGAUUUUACUAUCUUUUACUCUCAGAGUCUCGUUUUGUUCCAAUCACAUUUCUGGUAUUUAUUAUUAGUUUUCGUUGUUACUUGGUUAAAUAUUUCUACUUCGUUUACCUGUACUUUGUUUUUUGAAUACCAAGUACAUAAAUCAGUUAUUCAAAUUUUAAGUGUCUAAAAUGUUUUGUUUUUUUCCAUUCUUUGAUCUUGUUUUCAUGCUCUUUCUUCAAAUGUUUUGUAACUGACCUAUUGUCAUAAUAACAUUAUAACAGAGAUUUAAGCUAAAUUUCUUUAUUGUUAAAUUGAAAAGUCUAGAUUUUUGUGUUUGCAUAAUAUAUUUUGUUUUUGCUUCUGGUUGUCAUUAUUAUAGUGAAUAUCAUGAUGGAAAACAAACUUGAGUGCUUCAGCUGUUUUACCCAAAUGCAAACUUGUAAAAAGCAAUUGGACAAUUAUUUAAAGUAUACACUCACACACGCACAUUUUAAUGUUAGGAGCAAUCAGAUACAAUAGAAAUUAGCACUUAUGGGGUAUUCUGUAAACAUUUCAAUUAUUUCAAAGUAGAACUCAGGUUUAAUAAGAAACUACUAACUUAUGUAGAAAAAUAAUAUACAUUUCAUUAUUUUUGAACUAAAAAAGUAGAAAUAAAUUACCUGUUAUUUUGCAGUAGAAAUCGGGACUUUUUAUAAAAUAAAGGCUUAUUCUUCAGUAUCAUCCCUAAGUGAAGAAAUCUUAGGCUUUACUCGUGUCUAAACUUGCAUCCUCUCCACUUUUAACAACAUCCCAGAUUACCUUUAGAAAUAUAAAAAUAAAUGAUACAGGUUGUGCUCUUACUAUUUAAAAGGAAACUUGUAUCAUGUCAGAAACACAUACAUAUAUCGAAAAGUACCAAGUUCAACCCCCUCUUCUUUUUCUUUCUGUGGAGGAGGAAACAUUUUAGGUAUCUCAUGUUUGGCUUCAUAGCUCUAAUGAAGAGGAAAUUGUAAUGCAAGAAAUAGAAUACAAGUUAGAUAUUAGUUUUUACUAUUGUUUUGUGUGUGUGUGUGUGAGAGAGAGAGAGACUAUCUUUACAUAGUUGACAUUCAAUUGAUAAAAAGCAUAUCGGUCACAGCCUAAAAGCAGAAAUGUAAAGAGUAAACUCAAACAGUACAGAUUAUGGUUUUAAGUUGUAAACAUAAAAUUAUACAUUGAUUCCUGGUUGGUUCUUGUCUCUGUCAAGUCUGAUUUGGUUUUGAGUAUAUCUGCUCCUGAAUGUACUGCUAUUUACAAAAAAAUGAAAUUGUUUGGCAUAAAUACACUAUUUAAUUAUUUAUUGGUAAAGUAUUUGUGUAAACUAACAAAAGUUAUUCUUGAGGGGAGAAGUUUCUCAUAAAAUUGUGAACUCUUACUUUGUAGUGCAAAUAAUGUAUAUUUAUAAGAUGCUUGUAGAAAAUUAGUAGUAAUGUUACUUAAUAUUACUUUCUAGUCAUAAGUAUCUCGGUGAUAGUACCUUCUAUAAUUUUGCUUAGAUAUUUUAGAGUUUUAUAAUUUCUCUAUCAGACCAGUAGUUCUUUAAUAUCAAAAUUGAAAUAUUAAUGGGUUCUUUCUAGCAUUUGGUUUUCCUGCAGGAUAAAAUUCUUAAUCUUUAAUUUAUUGGAAUUAUGUGUGAAUUUUUACAUGAAGUAUAUCCUUUUCCUCAGGGAAAAAAAUUGUGAAAUGUUAUGUUGUUUAUAUAAUGGGAACUGAAUUUUCCUUUUUUCUUAAGAAUCAAACAUAACUGAAAUUUGCUUAUAUAGAGGUUUUGGAUCUGACACACAACAGUUUUAUAUAUGUAGCAACUUUGAAGUAACAUCUGGCUUAAACUUAUAAGAAAUUUUUUGUACCCAACCUAAUUCUGUAGAAUCUAAUCAAUUAUUGAAAAACUGUAAAAUUAUUUUCAAAAACUGAAAGUGUAUAAGAAAGUUAGUGAUAAGUAUAUGUAUAUAUGUUCUACAGAUAAUGUGGAGUUUCGUAAGUGGGCAACGUAAUACCCAGAAGUUAAUAUGUAUAUAUAUGACAUUCAUGAUGUUAAGAAAGCACACAUGUUAAAAAAAAAAAGCAGUAAGACAAAAAUAAGAAACCCUAAUGUUUGAUAGCAAACCAGAUUUUUCAAAUGAACAAUAGAUUAAUCUUUGAUUUACAUGUUUGAAAAUUUAUCACUUUUUUUCUUUUUUUGACUUCACAUUUUAUAAAUGAACCAAAGCUUAAAUGACUCCAUAUCAAUAGCAGAUAGGGACAUGCUUCACGGUUCCACCAUAAAUAAUUAGUCACAAAUAUAUAUUCUCAUACAACAGACUAUUUUAGGGUGUUGCUUUUUGUCAUGUACCAUUUUUAUAAAUGCAAGUGCAACAUGUUUCAAUUAUAUAAGCUUGUUACAUAUCACAAAAAUGAUGGUGGUUCUUAAUGAUUUUGUUGUUUCAUUAAAUAUUAAAAUAUGAUAAUAUUUUUGUGAUAUACAUUAAUCUUAUCAUUCUCAAGUGGAUACAAACAUUUGUAUAUUUUUUGUUAGAAUGUGGGAUACUGUAAAUUAUCCACAUGCAUGAGAUUAUUUUUAAAAGUAACUUGUCUUUUUAAUAAAAAGGUUUAUAAAUUAUCAAGAGAAAUAUGUGAACAAAAAGCAGGUAGAUAAAGUGAUAGAAGUGACAAGUAAAAUCAUAUCACUAGGAGACAAUGUAUGUGAAGACUGUUUUACACAUUUUCUUCAGUGUGUAUGUAAUCUCACACUAUACUUUCGUCCUUGUUGAAACAAAAAAUCUUAUUCUGUUAUAAAAGUUUAAGCUCCUAAACAAAAUUUGGUUGAAGUUACAGCUGAUAUUUGUUUUCAAGUAAUAAUUUCUGACAUUUUAAUGUAAAUGUGUGAUUUUCAAUAUUUAAUUUGAUAUUGGAAGGUUUAAAAUAUUAUAACUGCUUCUUCAAAUGAUAAAGGUUGAAGAUAUUGAAAUUGACCACUGAAAUAUUAAAAGUUAUGUUGUGAUGCCCACCCAGUGGCUCAGCAGUAAGUCUGAAGACUUAUAACUCUAAAAACUGGGUUUCAUUACUCAUCAUAGGUAGAGCACAGAUAGCUUAUUGUGAAGCUUUGUACUUAACAACAAAGUUAAAUGCAAUGUUAUUUUCUGUAUGGAAAUUUAAGAGUCAACAGAACAUAGAGACAGUUGGACUUGACUGCUUACAAUUUAAUUUACAGGUUUGAAACUUUAGUCACCAUUCAUAAAAUAUGCCAUUGAUAGAAACUUGUUGGUUAAACUAUUCCUAGAGAAAAUUCAAAUUGUUAAAAGGACUUGACUGGCAGUAUUUUGUAUUACAUUUUCAAUGUUAUAUAAUUCUGUAGCAGAGAAAUUGAAAGAACAUUAAGCAAAUGUUCUUGAAACUUUAAACGCUUAUAUCAUAUCCAAAUUGAUUAUGAUUUAAUAUGUAUAAAUUUAAUAUUUUACUUUUUUUUUUAAAUUCAUCCAAUAAAAAUUUCUCUGCUUGAAUUGUCAGGAAUCUGAUAAUGAUUUAUUACAUAGUAUACAGUUAAAACUGCUGUAUACUUACCAUGUACCAAGCAAGAAAUUCAUUUAUUACUUUAUGAUAAAUCACAGGACAAUUUGAUGUUGGGUUCUAAGAAAUAUUCAAAGGUUUGAAUAAAGAUGAAACACUGUAUGUUGGGAUAUUAAAAACUCAGGAGAAAAAUAUUUCUACUUUAUAGAAUAAGACUUGAAGUAGAAGCCUUAAUCAGUUCUUCCGUGUACUCAGAUAAUACCAUAUAGACAAAAAAAAAUGUUUUUUUUCUCAGCUGUUUAGUAUGAAAAAGAACAACUGUCUAAUAAUGUUUUAUAUUUUAUCAACAUUAUUGAUUAAGGAAAAUUGAACUACAGAUAUUGUAUUUUAAGUAAAUUGGUUUAUAUGAUAGCAAACAGAUAUUUGUUUUCAUAUUACAGAAUAACUAUUAUUUUUUCGUGUUAGUUAUCUUUUAAAUUAAUCUAUUGGUAAAUAUUAAAAUCCAUAAAUGAACAACAUGUUUUAUAAUACACAAUUUUUAAUCUUUAUUUAAACCAGUCACUGGUUGUAAAAGUCACUACAUGUUUCAUCAUGGUUUCACGUCAUCUUCAGGAGUGUGAAAACAUGUUGAGUGACUUUUACAAGUGUUAAUCAGUUUAAGUAAAGAUUUUAAUUGUGUAUUAUAAAAUGUUGUUCUUUUAUGGAUUUUGAUAUUUUAAAUAUAUAUAUACACACAAUUUUCUUGAAUUUGAACCUUUUAAUAUAAUGUAGCGGUAUAUUAAGUAGCACUUAGAGUACGAGGCCAUUCUGUUCACUGACACCAUUUAUUGUACAUUUCAGUUGUAGUAAAUAAACUGAUUAUUUUUUAAAAA
Limulus polyphemus (Atlantic horseshoe crab) is the source of this 5830-nucleotide messenger RNA. Its product is annotated as signal peptide, CUB and EGF-like domain-containing protein 1. NCBI's taxonomy places the organism in Eukaryota, Metazoa, Arthropoda, Merostomata, Xiphosura, Limulidae. The transcript is spliced from 7 exons. The coding region runs from base 216 to 692 and encodes 158 amino acids. The record is from RefSeq and is a predicted model, not a curated record.